UUCUUAAAUUUCAAGUCCCACGCAAAAUCCUCGACAACAUGGAAGGUUCCGAGGAACUUUUUUUCCCUAAUAUGUCGUUCCCUUUCCACCUCGCUUUUGUGUAUCCUUUCCCGGAGGCGUUCUACGUAAAUGGAUUCGUUUCCCCCGUUCUAAUUUUCUUCACUCUGGUGACAAAUAUCUUCGUAGUUCUUAUUCUUCUUCGGAGGCACAUGCGCUCACCCACUAACGCUAUCCUGGCUGCCAUGGCAAUUUCUGACACAUUAACUGGAAUUUCUCCGCUUCCGGUGUUAAUUCACUUCUUUUCUCUGGAGAACUACGAGGAGUUUGUGGAAUAUCACUGGUUUUACCUCUACAGGUUUCUCGGCGAGCUUAUUCCGACCAUAUUCCACACAUCCUCGAUCUGGCUAACAGUGACGUUGGCCAUUCAACGUUACGUUUACAUCUGUCACACAGCUACCGCCAGAAGAUUUUGCACUAUCCAAAAUGUCGUCAUUGCAUCUUUCAUAAUCUUUUUUUCUGCCAUACUGUCGCAUACACAGGGAGCAUUCAUUAUUGACUGUUGUAAGAAACUCAAAUAG
Messenger RNA from Saccostrea cuccullata (small rock oyster), 578 nucleotides. RefSeq names its product sex peptide receptor-related protein 2-like. The transcript has 2 exons. Gene Ontology annotation, cellular component: membrane. The record is from RefSeq and is a predicted model, not a curated record. Gene Ontology annotation, biological process: G protein-coupled receptor signaling pathway. Bases 39 to 578 code for a protein of 179 amino acids. NCBI's taxonomy places the organism in Eukaryota, Metazoa, Mollusca, Bivalvia, Ostreida, Ostreidae. Gene Ontology annotation, molecular function: G protein-coupled receptor activity.